AUGACAUCCUCCAUUCGCAUUCACGUCGCCAUCCUCGUGUGUGACACGCCUAUCCAGCCUGUUCUCAGACAGUAUGGCGACUACUUCACAAUAUUCCAAGAACUUUUGAGGCAAGCCUUCAAAGACUUGGAAAUAUCCAAGGAUUUUGGAGAUAUUACGGUGGGAUUUAGUGAGCAUCAGAUGGUGGACAACAACCGAUUUCUUGAUCUAGAGAAGGUUGACGCAGUUCUUCUUACUGGAAGCAAACACGAUGCCUGGGGUGAUGAUCAAUGGAUCCGCGACCUUACAACCAACGUUCGUGAGACCGUUUUAACACACAAGAAGCCUGUAGUUGGGAUUUGCUUCGGCCAUCAGAUUCUUGCUCGGGCGCUGGGAGCCCGAGUUGGCAGAAACGAAGCUGGAUGGGAGAUUUCGGUUGAGAAGCUCACCCUGACUGAGGCCGGGAAGAAACUGUUUGGAAAGGAUACGCUGAGCAUUCAACAAAUGCACCGGGAUAUUGUCUUUGAUUCUCCAGUCGGUUUCGCGAAUCUCGCUUCAAGUCCAAAAUGUGAAGUUCAGGGUCUUUACUUGCCCAAGCAAGUGCUAUCGGUACAAGGACACCCGGAAUACAAUGAAGGUAUCAUGUCAUGCCUCCUCGAAGCCAGACAUGAUAAUGGGAUCUUUGAUGAUGAACUGUAUAACACUAUCAGAUCAACCGCGGCACCGGCUCCGCGCUAUAAAGUCCUCCUCUCCCCACCUUCGGGAUUCCACUCUUUUUUAUCCCAGACCAAAUACACAACCUACGCUAUGUCAAACCAAAUUCGUACUAUCUGCCCUUCGACGCACGAGGUCAUUUUUGACCAGCCUGGUACUUCACUCAAUGAAGCUAUUAAAGUUGCUGCUGCCUCAAAGCAAGCCUUUGAGUCCUACAGAACAACCUCUCUGGAGGAUCGGAAAAGCAUUGUGAAACGAGCACUAGACAUUAUUGAGCAGCGCCGCGAUGAUUUGGCUAGAGAACUGACUGCCCAAAUGGGGCGACCCAUUCGGUACUGUGCAUCUGAGAUCAACACCAUGCGUCUGCGCGCCGAAUACUUGAUGGAUAUUGCCGAAGAUAGCCUGUCCGAUCUCCCUGGUCGGCCAGAAGCCGGCUUCCGGCGAACGGUUAAGCGUGUUCCCGUAGGACCAGUGCUUAUUGCGAGUGCUUGGAAUUAUCCUUACUUGACUACUGUCAAUGCUCUUGUUCCAGCGCUUCUUGCUGGUAACAGCGUUAUCCUGCGCCCUUCACCACAGACCCCGCUAUUUGGAAAUAGACUACUCGAGGUCUUUACUGAGGCAGGGCUCCCACCUCAGGUCCUUCAGAUCAUCCACAUUGGAAAUCUGGAUGUUUUGGACCAGGUAGCACAGAUUCCCGAGAUCCAGUCUGUCUCAUUUACCGGAUCAACUGCAGGUGGGAUCAGACUUAGGGAGGCAACCGCCCAUCACAUCAAGCCCGUCAACCUCGAGCUUGGCGGAAAUGAUCCUGCAUAUGUUCGUCCGGAUGUCGACGUAAAGCACGUUGCAGAGCAACUUGUGGACGGAGCUGUUUUCAAUUCGGGGCAGAGUUGCUGUUCCAUCGAACGGGUAUAUGUGCAUGAGAAGAUUUACGACGAAUUUGUUUGCGCUGUGCAAGAGGAGCUGAAAUCGUAUAAGCUUGGUGAUCCGCAGGAUCAGAGCACAACCACAGGCCCUGUCAUCUCAACGCAGGCCGUGGAGAAGAUUACUGCUCACGUCAAGGAUGCAAUUGCUAAAGGAGCUGUCAACUCUACUCCUCAGAACCUAAGUUUUGAGGUGGCGAGCAACCCUGAGAUCCAAAAGGGUAACUUUGUUUCUCCGGUUGUUUUGACCAAUGUCAACCAUACCAUGGCUACGAUGAAGGAAGAGACUUUUGGUCCUGUGAUGCCAAUCAUGAAGGUCUCUAGCGAUGACGAAGCUGUUACAUUGAUGAAUGACAGUGAUUAUGGUCUGACGGCGAGCGUCUGGACGAAGGAUAUCACUCGCGGAGAGGAGUUGAUUGAUCGCAUCGAGGCUGGGACAGUGUUCAUUAACCGCUGUGACUAUCCAAGCCCGGACCUUGCCUGGAUCGGCUGGAAGACAUCAGGUUUGGGAUGCACUCUUGGCCCACGAGGAUACGAUGGAUUCGUGAAGCUAAAGAGCUACCACAUCAAGGAUGGCUCAGCAUGA
Penicillium expansum is the source of this 2199-nucleotide messenger RNA. Its product is annotated as Aldehyde dehydrogenase, C-terminal. Lineage: Eukaryota; Fungi; Ascomycota; Eurotiomycetes; Eurotiales; Aspergillaceae. The transcript is spliced from 7 exons. The record is from RefSeq and is a predicted model, not a curated record. Bases 1 to 2199 code for a protein of 732 amino acids. Gene Ontology annotation, molecular function: aldehyde dehydrogenase (NAD+) activity.